This is a messenger RNA of Emiliania huxleyi CCMP1516, 1287 nucleotides long. RefSeq lists its product as hypothetical. The annotation marks the transcript as partial. The record is from RefSeq and is a predicted model, not a curated record. NCBI's taxonomy places the organism in Eukaryota, Haptophyta, Isochrysidales, Noelaerhabdaceae. Gene Ontology annotation, biological process: amino acid transmembrane transport. The transcript is spliced from 3 exons. Gene Ontology annotation, molecular function: amino acid transmembrane transporter activity.
AUGAACGUCAACUUCUCCUCCACCUCUCUCUUCACCAUCUACUCGGAGCUUGACCACGACGAGCAGGACGCGCGCCGCGCCUGGCUGCAGGACGUGGGCCGUGUUGUAAAGACGUCGGGCCCGCUGCUCCUCGCCAUCAGCGGCUCGGCGCUUCUGCCGCUGCCGUGCGCCUUUGGGCAGGCGGGCAUUCCGGGCGCCAGCGUACUCCUCGUCCUCACCGCCGCCGCCAACGACUACACGACGAUCCUCAUGGUCCGCGCGGCGUCGCGGCUCGGCGUCUCGUCUUACGAGGAGGCCGUCCUCGGGUCUGCCGGGAGGGCGGGACUGGUCGUGGCGCGCGUCUCGUUGGUGGUGCUCCUCUUCGGCACGCUGUGCGGCAAUCUCUCCGCAAUCUCAGAGACGGCCGAGCGCGCGCUCGUCCUCGCUGGCUGGACGCGGCUCGCGGCGCGACACGACGUCCUGCUCGCUGGAGCGACUGUGGUUGUGAUGCCGCUCUCUCUGCUGCAGCUGGGCGAGAUGGGGGGCAUCUCCCUCUUCGGUCUCGCGAUGAUGGUUGCGCUGCUCGGCUACCUCGCGCACGCCUGCCUGCACUCGCACGCGGCGCUCCGGCCCUACAUGCUCUCGCCGCAGCCCGCCGCGCUGCCGACCGCCGCCUCGACGUUCGGGUACGCGCUCUACGUGCAGCCCUGUGUGCCGCCGCUGCUGCGCUCGCUGCCGCCGGGCGAGCAGGGCCGCAAGACGCUCGAGCGCGCCGCGCACCUCACCUUUGGCGUGAGCGCGCUCUUCUACCUCCUCGUCGGCUGCAGCGGACUCCUCCUCUUCGACACGAAGACACCGCAAAACGCGCUGCAGGGCUUUGCUCACGCGAGCGAGCUCUACCGCGAGUCCCUCGCGGGAUCGCCGCCGCUCGUGCUCAACAUGCACACGGCGCCGGCCGAGCUGCCGCCGCUCUCCAACGCCCUCGUCACCGCCUUCAUCGUCGGCGCGGCGCACGCGGUCGCGCGGCUCCUGCCCAACGCCUCCGCCUCCAUCUUCGCCUUCACCGGCGCGACUGGCGUCGCGAUGGUGGCCUAUGUGCUCCCCGCGUGGACGCACAUGGCGGGCCCCCGCCGCAACCCGCGCCGCGCGCCCGCCACCGGCUCGAAUCUGCGCGCGUCGCGGCUGGAAGGGCGAACCUCUGACUCAGGCGGGCCGGCCGCUCGGCGCAGGAGGCGGCGGCCGCAGAUACUGCUGGCGCUGGUUGUGUGGUUGGGCCUCUUUGUCUCCGGGCUCACGCUGAGCGAGGUG